AUGGCCGCCAACAAGCAGGGCAAGAUGAUCAACUAUCGGAUGAGGGUAACCCUUAACGAUGGUCGACAGAUGACCGGCCAAAUGCUGGCUUUUGAUAAGCACAUGAACCUCGUUCUUGCCGACACAGAAGAGUUCCGUCGCACCAAGCGGAAGUCGAAGCCCGCUGCCGGUCCCUCAAACACCCCAUUGGUCGAAGCAGAGGAGAAGCGUACUCUUGGUCUUACUAUCGUUCGCGGUACCCAGGUUGUCUCUUGCUCCGUUGACGGCCCUCCUCCCGCCGAUCCAUCUGCGCGUCUCGGCGCUGCCGGGCCUGGCGUCGCUGGCGCCGCCGCGACUCUCGCUGCCGGUCCCGGUAUCAGCAAGCCCGCUGGUCGUGGCCUGCCCAUUGGACUUGGUGGUCCCGCUGCUGGUGUGGCUUUGGAGGCUUCCCACCUGGUGGUUUCCCUGGUGCGCCGCCUCCUGGCUUCCCUGGUCGUGGAGGACCCCCUGGUGGACCUCCUGGCUUCGCUCCUCCUCCUGGCUUCGCUCCCCAAGGCGCUCCUCCCCCCGCCCCAGGGACGGGGCUACCCGCCGCCCGGUUUCCCCGGUCGAUAA
Penicillium canariense is the source of this 594-nucleotide messenger RNA. Its product is annotated as small nuclear ribonucleoprotein-associated protein. Gene Ontology annotation, molecular function: RNA binding. Gene Ontology annotation, cellular component: cytoplasm; U4/U6 x U5 tri-snRNP complex; U4 snRNP. Lineage: Eukaryota; Fungi; Ascomycota; Eurotiomycetes; Eurotiales; Aspergillaceae. Gene Ontology annotation, biological process: mRNA splicing, via spliceosome. The record is from RefSeq and is a predicted model, not a curated record. The transcript has 6 exons. The coding region runs from base 1 to 594 and encodes 197 amino acids.